This is a messenger RNA of Podarcis lilfordi (Lilford's wall lizard), 498 nucleotides long. Lineage: Eukaryota; Metazoa; Chordata; Lepidosauria; Squamata; Lacertidae. The record is from the annotation of a GenBank genome assembly.
AUGGACCGGGGGGUUGCCAUGGAGCCAAGGGAGAAUUCGGGCACUUCCCGGCAAAGGGGAGGAGAGUCGGAUUUCCUGGGCUCGGCCAUUGCUUCUGCUAAGGCCCCUGGUGGUGCCCCUGGUGGCGCUGGGACGGAGGCCAUGCUGCCUCAGCCCGGCUCUGCCAAAGGGAUCCCUGUGAGCAGUGACCGGAUGGAGCCUGAGGAGGAAGACGAGCUCUGUUCUGGGAGAGACACAGACAGCGAGAAAUGGGUGGCCGGAGAUGGCUUGGAAGAGCAGGAGUUUUCCAUCAAGGAGGCGAACUUUACAGAGGGGAGUCUUAAGCUGAAAAUCCAGACGACCAAGAGAGCCAAGAAGCCCCCCAAGAACUUGGAGAACUAUAUAUGCCCUCCCGAGAUCAAAAUCACCAUCAAGCAGUCAGGGGAGCAAAAGCUUUCGAGAGCUGGGAAAAAUAGCAAAUUAGCUAAAGAGGAGGACCGGUCACACUCCAAGAAGAAG